Messenger RNA from Meloidogyne enterolobii, 2024 nucleotides. NCBI's taxonomy places the organism in Eukaryota, Metazoa, Nematoda, Chromadorea, Rhabditida, Meloidogynidae. The record is from the annotation of a GenBank genome assembly.
CAAUGGCAGCAGUUAUUCAAGCUUCUAUCCGCCCCAUCAAGGAACGUUUGCGCCGCUACGUGGGAGAGGUGGAACAAGAGGAUUUCAGCCUAGAUGGGAAUUUGCAAGGCGCUGAACGUCGCAGGCAAUGUAAUCUUUUAAAAGAAAUGAUAAUUACACAUAUAGAAAAAAUAAGUUGUUCGGUAAAUGAGUUAGAGGGCCAAAAUAAAAUUUGGAUGAAUUGGUUAGGUGAUAUGGAAGACGAGCAAUAUCAAAGAGCAGCUAGAAAUUUUACGGAAUUUUCGGAAGGUCCAGAAGGCCAUAUGAUUUUAAUGGAAAGAGCCCGGGAACGAUUAAUACAUCUAAGGGAAAACUUAAGAAUUUUAAAUGAUUUUUGUCCAUCCGAAAAUGCGAACAUUACUAUAAGGAAUCAGGGAAAUCUAAAUCAAACAAUGGUUGAGUCAAAUUUACCUACUCUCGAAUUGCCAAAAUUUAAUGGGGAUAUAAGUAACUGGGAGGCAUUUUAUGAAGAUUUCAUGAGUAUGAUAGAUGAAAAACAAAUUUCGGAUAAGAUGAAACAUUCCUAUUUACGAAAAGCACUGAGAGGGGAAGCUGAGGAAUUAGUUCAGGGCUACGCGAUUACGGCACUCAAUUAUAGAUUAGUUUUAGAGGUUUUAAAGGACCAUUACGGUAAUAAAAAUAUAACAAAAAGUGCGUUACACGGGGCAUUAAUAAAAAUCCCGAGAAGCAGCAAAUACGUCCCCGAGGUAAAAAAUACUUUAAGAAAAAUUGAGUGUAUCCUUAGGCAACUUAAGCAAUUAGGGGAAGAUAUUGAGCACGAACAAAUAAAACAAUUAAUACAAAGAAAAAUGCCUAAAUGGAUUUUAAAAGAGAUAGUAAAAAGAACUAGGGCCGAUCCUGAAUGGAAAGUUGAGGCUAUGUUAAAAUUUUUAGAUGAAAUGAUUCAAUUAGAACAGCACGUAUAUUUGGCCCAAAAAGACUUAGAUGAGAUAGAUGAGAAUUUAAAAGGGCGUUUUAAUGAAAAUAGAAAAAUAAAUUCAGGCCGAUUUCAACGUAAUGGCAAUGCGAAUAUAAGCCGAAAUAAUUAUAAUACAGGGUCAAAACAAAUUUCUUCGGUAAUGUAUGCCCUCCAAGAAAAAGAAACUAAGAAAAAAUGUAUAUUUUGUUCUGAGGCUCAUUGGGAAUCAAGAUGCGAAAAAUUUUCAACAAAAGAACAAAGGGCCGAAAAAUGUCACGAAUUAGGAAUUUGUUUUAAAUGCUUAGAAUCGGGACAUCUUUCAAAAAAUUGUAGGGCAAAAAUAAAUUGUUUUUUCUGUAAAAAGCCCGGCCAUAACACAGCAUUUUGUCAGAAAAUAAAUAAAAAUAAUAUAGUCAAAAGAAAUGUCCCCAAUCAAUACACACAGAAAUACAAUUCAGCUAAAACCGAAAUAAAUAAACAAGUGUGCGUUGGAAUAGAAAAAGAGACCAAAGAAGAAGGAAUUGAAAAUAAACAGUUUAAUAGCCUAAUAGAGCCAGAUUUUGAUAAAACACUAGAAAUAAUGCUUCCAACCACACAAGCAAUAAUAAGUCACCCCUCGCAUCCUGAAAGGUAUGAAAACAUUCCAAUCUUCUUAGAUUCUGGGUGUCACAUUUCGUUAAUAGAAAAUGAGAUAGCAGAAAAUUUAGGACUAAUUCCGGUUAAGACACAAAUUUUUAGAGGAAAUGGUAUAUUUGGAUGUAAAGUAAACAGAACCAUGCCUAUUUACCCGAGGGGCAGAUAAUGUUACCACAAGAAUGUGCAUUCAAACAAAAAGGGCCAUUGAAGAAGCAAUAAGUAAAAAAUACGUUCCGAAAAACUCUCUUUUUGUUGAAAAACCAGGUAUUUUAUUAGGCUCUGACUACUUUGGAAAAAUCUUUUUGGCUGAAAAUACUGAAGCAGGCUUUGGAAUAUUUAAUACAAAAUUGGGAAAAAUUUUAUCCGGACCUGGAAAAUUAAUUGAUGAAAAAAUGCAAAAAGUAAUUGGAGCGCUUUCUAAAGAAAAUGA